Messenger RNA from Labrus mixtus (cuckoo wrasse), 2371 nucleotides. RefSeq names its product immunoglobin superfamily, member 21a (gene igsf21a). The record is from RefSeq and is a predicted model, not a curated record. Bases 300 to 1814 code for a protein of 504 amino acids. NCBI's taxonomy places the organism in Eukaryota, Metazoa, Chordata, Actinopteri, Labriformes, Labridae. Gene Ontology annotation, cellular component: adherens junction. Gene Ontology annotation, biological process: homophilic cell-cell adhesion; heterophilic cell-cell adhesion. The transcript is spliced from 10 exons.
AGGGAGAGGAACACAUUUUCAUCCAAAGCUCCGUUUUUUUUUCAGAGCCUAUCUGUGUUGUGCUCUCUCCGCAGCUCCUAUUGUUUAAACUGGCAGGGGAAAAAAUAACACUCCGCGUUUUCUUCUUCUGAAAUCGCAGCCUGAGAGUCUUUUUUUUUUUAAAUUUUUUGUUGUGAUCUGAUGCACGAUUCUCGCCGCUCUGAAUGCCGUAUUCAUUGUCAACUUCUCCGAUUUCCCCACUCAGACUUGAGCUGCAUCAUGAAUAGUUUGGGGGCACCUUUCAAUCGCAUACCUCUGGAAUGGCGGGGAUUACACAGCCGAGACCCGGAGAGCAUGUAAACGCAAAUGGAGUUUGGGAUUUAUUACAAAAUAUGGGAAAGAUGACCGUCUUCUCGCUGUGCUUGCUCUUGUGCGCGGAUCUACUGGAUUUAGCCGUGGGAUAUUUGACAGUAACCAUAGAGCCCCUGCCUCCGGUUGUCGUGGGUGAGACUGUAACUCUCAAGUGUAACUUCAAAACUGACGGGAGGCUUCGAGAGAUUGUUUGGUACAGGGUCACAGAUGGAGGAACCAUCAAGCAGAAAAUCUUCACCUACGAUGCUAUGUUUAAUACCAAUUACUCUCACAUGGAGGACUACCGCAGGCGUGAGGACCUGGUGUACCAAUCAACCGUCCGGCUCCCAGAGGUACGGAUCUCAGACAACGGGCCUUACGAAUGCCACGUUGGCAUCUACGACCGGGCAACGAGGGAGAAGGUUGUCCUUGCUUCAGGGAAUGUUUUUCUUACUGUUAUGUCACCUCCAAACAACAUAUCGGUGGUGGCAGAGAACACUCCAGCUCCAUUCAGUCGAUACCAGGCCCAGAAUUUCACUCUCGUCUGCACUGCAAAAGGAGGGAAACCAGCCCCAUCGGUGUACUUUAAGCGUGAUGGUGAGCUGAUCGAGGUCAUCUCCUACACUCAGGCCUCUACCCCUGAGCAGGGAGGGGGUUCAGCCGGGGUGAGAGGAGCCAGGCCGCUCAUCAGCAGGGACCUGGACGACACUAAACUGCAGCGCUCCCUCUCCCUCCUGGACCCUGAGGGGCGGUCAGCUCGUCUGAACACAGAGAGCCCAAAGCGAGAGAGCCCACAGCGUAUCCACACUCAGGGCCAGCAGGCCCACGAACCCAGUCCGGCAACGGAGGUCAUCCCAGAGACUGUGGUGAGCCGAGAGUUCCCCCGCUGGGUGCGCAACACGGACCCGCUCUACUACUUUAGCCACACUAACAUCCCUCAGAGCGACGGCUCUGUGGUGGUGCAGGCCCGACUCACCUGGACCCUCAACCCUCAGCUGGAUAAUGACGCCCUGUUCAGCUGUGAAGUCAAGCACCCAGCACUGUCCAUGCCCAUGCAGACAGAGGUCACCCUGUCUGCUCCAAAGGGUCCUAAACUCUUAAUGACCCCCACAAGGGCAAAGGUGGGGGACACAGUGCGCAUCACUGUGCAAGGAUUCCAGGUAGGAUCGUCUGGGAAUGAGGUGUUCCCCGAGCCCCUCUUCACCUGGACACGGGUAGGGGGCCGCCUCCUGGACGGCAGCGCCGAGCGAGAGGGGAAGGAGCUGAUUCUGGAGCGGGUGCCAGCUGAGCUCAACGGCUCCAUGUACCGCUGCACGGCCCAAAAUCCUCUGGGCUCGACUGAUACGCACACUCGCCUCAUAGUCUUUGAGAAUCCAAGCAUGAUGAAAAACACACAGAAUCCAAACAAUGGAGCCUCUCGCAUUGACAUGCUCGGACUUACGUCGAUGGCACUUGUCCUCACAGUGACAGUGGAACUGACGUGAAACCCCUCAUCCGAGACACGCACACACACACACACACACACACACACACACACACACACACACACACACACACACACACACACACACACACACACACACACACACACACACAUAUAUACUUGCCCUUCUUACACAACAUCCGUACACACAAAUCCUGCAAGCCUUCUCCGGUCACCAACGGGCCCUCCAUGCGUCAGUCGAUGAGGAAACAUUUCCACCACAGGAUGGCGCUCCACUGUUUUUUUUUUUGUAACAAAAUAAUAACCGAGAUAAUGACAAAAAAAAAAAAAAAGAAAGACCGACAUAAUGAACAUGACGACCUCCUAUAUAGCCCCGCCCAGUUACACCUUCUUUUGUUUCUUGUCCCACGUCUGCCUGUUGAUCAAUAAAAUCAGUUGAUUUAAAACGGAUAAGAACAAAGCAUUUUAUUUUGAUGAGUCAAAAUGUGGUUAAAAUGUGACAAGUGGAACUGGCUUAGGCUCCAUAUCAACCACACCCUUCUUUUUCAUGUCCUGGGAUGCACCUGAUUAGCAACAAGCUGAUAAACCCGUGGGGGG